GUAUGUUAAGCGACGCUUACUUGUUGUCAACAGAACUCAACUGCACGCACGUUGGAAGAAGUAGAAGAAGAUGAGCGUAAACGAUUUUUGCCGUUUUUGUAAAAGGAAUUUAAGGAGAAAUGGAGUAAUUUCUAAAUCGAGACUAAUUUUUGAGAGAAACAGUAAAGAUAAAUUCUUAUACGAACAAGUUCUCCGUUUAGGAGUAAAACUCCACAAAACAGCAGAAAAAUCGUUUCGCAUGUGUCAUCCCUGUGAUAAGUUAAUAACACGUUUGGAACGCGACCUGCCUGUGUUUAAUAAAUUGACAGACGAGGAAGGAGACCAGGCUGAAGAAGCGUGUUCAUCUCAGGCAUCAGAGAAAAGCGACCGGGAGCCUACUCCCUUCAAGACGCCCAGGGCUCUGAAGAAGUUCUUCCCAAAUCCUUCAACUUCAACGUGUACAAAAACGCGAAAAAGCAUUACAGAGAUCGUGGAUAAUUCAUGUUUGCUGUCUUCUGGACAGUUUCCUGCUAUCAAGUCAAUGACACUUCAAACCCCAGAAGGGAUGCAAGCGAAAAGUAAAAAUGACAGACAGCAUGCAAAAACAACUAUUGACAUCGGCGAAGCUUUUCCGGUGUGGCGAACUUUCCGAGAAGAAAAUGGAUUUAGGUCUGACGCGGAGCUGGCUUUUUACUUACUGAAGAGGUUGCGUGAUGAAGAUCUUUCAGUUCGGAGUAAAAAAAGAAGAUUGGAGACGUUAACUGAUGUGCCUGCACUGCAAGCAAAGGAAAGUGAGAGAAAUUCAUCUCAGUCCAGCCAGGACCGUCAGUCCACAGAUAAAGAUGAAGACAUGGAGGUGGCAGAGAUCUGCUAUGAAGUUCCUUUUCCAUCUCAGACAGAUGAAUUGGCAAAGACUGAACUAAAGUCAUCAGUCCAGAUAAAGUUGGAAGAACAAGCAAGAUCAGUGGACCAGCUAAAGACGGAAGACCAGCUUAAGUCGGCAGUCCAGAUAAAGUUGGAAGAACAAGCAAGAUCAGUGGACCAGCUAAAGACGGAAGACCAGAUAAAAUUGGAAGAACAAGCAAGAUCAGUGGACCAGCUAAAGACGGAAAACCAGAUAAAGUUGGGAGAACAAGCAAGAUCAGUGGACCAGCUAAAGACGGAAAACCAGAUAAAAUUGGAAGAACAAGCAAGAUCAGUGGACCAGCUUAAGUCGGCAGUCCAGAUAAAGUUGGAAGAGCAAGCAAGAUCAGUGGACCAGCUAAAGACGGAAGACCAGCUAAAGCCGGAAAACCAGAUAAAGUUGAAAGAACAAGCAAGGUCAGAAGACCAGCUUAAGUCAUCAGUCCAGAUAAAGUUGGAAGAGCAAGCAAGAUCACAGGACCAGCUAAAGACAGAAAACCAGAUAAAGUUGGAAGAGCAAGCAAGAUCAGAAGACCAGCUAAAGACAGAAAACCAGAUAAAGUUGGAAGAACAAGCAAGAUCAGAAGACCAGCUAAAGACUGAAGACCAGAUAAAAUCAGAAGUCCAGAUAAAGUCAGAAGACCAACUUAAUGAAGAUUUCUGCAAUGGUUUUGUUGCUCCAUCAUUAGGCAAUGAAGAUCCACGGAUUUCUACUUCAACCACUAAAAAAGAAAUAAAAGAAGAACCAGUAGAGACUGAAGUACAACCAGAAAACAGAAUUGAGAUCAGCAUGGACUCUGUUACUACAUCAGACAAAAUCACUCCCAAUUUUGUUCAGACUGUAAACCCAGUGACAGUGCAAGUAAAAGAACGGCUAGUGCCUAAUUUCACAGGACUUUUAAGGACUUGCUUUCAAUGUGGAGAGCCAGUACAGGAAUGUACAACCGGUUCAUCUGGGAGCCUCAACCAACUUCAGUGGAAAUGUUCAAAUGGACACCGCAUAUUUCUUUUCUCCAACAGCAACCUAACACAGACACAUACACAACUGAGCUAGUUUAUAUAAAGGAGUGUCCUUUAAAUAAAGGUUUACUUUGAUAUAACAUCUUCAUCAGUGGAAAUGUGCAAAAAUAACACGCAUAUAGAUUUUGUAAAGUUGGAUGAAAAAUAAAGGUUUACUCUGCUAUAACAUC
Misgurnus anguillicaudatus (oriental weatherfish) is the source of this 2072-nucleotide messenger RNA. Lineage: Eukaryota; Metazoa; Chordata; Actinopteri; Cypriniformes; Cobitidae. The record is from RefSeq and is a predicted model, not a curated record.